This is a messenger RNA of Penaeus chinensis, 428 nucleotides long. Its product is annotated as lactosylceramide 4-alpha-galactosyltransferase-like. The transcript is spliced from 2 exons. Bases 12 to 347 code for a protein of 111 amino acids. Gene Ontology annotation, biological process: glycosphingolipid biosynthetic process. The record is from RefSeq and is a predicted model, not a curated record. Gene Ontology annotation, molecular function: hexosyltransferase activity. Lineage: Eukaryota; Metazoa; Arthropoda; Malacostraca; Decapoda; Penaeidae.
UGUGGGGAUCGAUGGGACCCGUCACGAUGACCAAAAUCAUCAGGGACCUUUGCGCGAUACCAAACAUGCAGCAUUUGUUUCCUGAGAACAGUUUGGAGCCUAUCAAGUGUGGGAACAUUUCCAUCCUCCCCGAUGUUUACCUACUCCCGUAUCCAUGGUGGGAAUUUAAAAAAAUCUACGAACCUGGGAAAUGGCAGGAAUUUAUCGCUCAAUUUAAGAACAAGUCGUAUUCAAUACACGCGUAUGAAAACAAAAGCAAGCAUUUGAAGAUUAAACAAGGGUCAGACAGUGUUUACGAAGGAGCAGCCAGGAACUUCUGCCCUAUCACGCACCCUCUUCUCGUAUAGGGCUCUCCGCGGAGAUCCCUAUGUAUUACAUAGAUUUACACAGUAAUAUUACUUUAUACGGAAACACCUACCCACACAUAC